Messenger RNA from Ooceraea biroi (clonal raider ant), 4549 nucleotides. RefSeq names its product stromal interaction molecule (gene Stim). Gene Ontology annotation, biological process: intracellular calcium ion homeostasis; store-operated calcium entry; activation of store-operated calcium channel activity. Gene Ontology annotation, molecular function: calcium ion binding; calcium channel regulator activity; protein binding. NCBI's taxonomy places the organism in Eukaryota, Metazoa, Arthropoda, Insecta, Hymenoptera, Formicidae. The record is from RefSeq and is a predicted model, not a curated record. Gene Ontology annotation, cellular component: endoplasmic reticulum; plasma membrane.
GUAAAACAUCCGAUUCGGUGCAGCGCAGUGGUACUUAAUUCGACUCAAUUGAUAGAGUAAUCAAAUAUUCCCAAUGUAUUUGGGAUGUUGACGGUGCGUGCGCGCGUUUUAUGGAGUUGACGGCAUUAGCGCGUGACACAGUUACGAAGCCGUUGCAUUCGUCGUGAUCGGUCACGGUUGUUAUGCGCCCGUCGAAAUAUAUCAUCGGUUCGGGCAGCUCGAUAGUUGUAACCUUGAGUAUAUUCACGAUCACGAACCAGCACCGUAGGUAAGGAUCGAGAAUUUCGAGUCUCGAUCAGCGAAUCCGCACAGAGUCCCGCGGAUCUGUUGGACCGCGCGAGGGGCGCGAUAGAGGCGCGGAAGUGUCAGUAAAGAAGCUGGAGCUGACCUAAGAUGCGAACAUCCGUGAACGUUGAUGUGCUCGCAUUAUUGGGAAUUCAUCUGCUGUAUUGGCUCUCGGACACGGUAGCGGCCAGUGGCGGAGCUCUCGAUUCUACCCCAGCUUUCCAAACCAGUGCCUCGAGCACGCCGUCACAUUCCAAGAUAGCAGCGUUCUCCGCUACCCUUACCGAUGGGCUGGCCCAAGCAGUGGCUCACGAAUCCGCUUGCAUCACGAUGGCCUCUCACGAUCGACUAGGCUUGGAGGCCAUCAAGUCUCUCCACAGUCAAUUGGACGACGAUGCCAAUGGGAACGUCGAUCUGUCCGAGUCGGACGAUUUUUUAAGGGAAGAGCUGCAGUACGAAGCUGGUUACGAAAGGAGACAAAGAGCUUUCCAUCACAAUGACGACAUGCACAUUAGCGUACGAGAACUUUGGGAAGCCUGGUUACGAUCCGAAGUUCAUAAUUGGACUAUAGAGCAAACAUCGGAAUGGCUUACUUUCAACGUCGAGCUUCCUCAAUAUGUUCCUACUUUUAUACAGCAUCGUGUAACUGGUGCUACGCUUCCUCGAUUGGCUGUGAAUAAUAUGCAUUAUCUUAGCAACGUUUUGGGUAUUAAAGACCCUAUUCAUAAGCAAAAAAUUGCCUUAAAAGCAAUGGAUGUUGUUCUGUUCGGACCUCCCAAAGAUUCGGGGCACAGCAUCAAAGAUCUGGUAUUGGUUAUAUUAUUGUUCGGCGCCCUUAUUGGCUGCUGGUACGCGUACCAACAAAAGAAAAACUCGCAGAAGCACCUUCACAAAAUGAUCAGGGAUAUGGAGAGCUUGCACAAAGCGGAACUGGCGCUGGAAAAUUUACAGAAAGAGUUGGAGAGAGCGAGAAUGGAACAGGAAAGUGCGACCAACGAGAAGCAACAUUUGGAAAAACGUUUGCAAGAUGAAAGCUUGGGAUUGCACACCUCGUAUUCGGAUCUCGAGGUGUCGCAACUGAAAGCCGAGAUCGAGAUGCUAAAGUUAGAGUUACAACGUGCGGAGGGUGAACUGGAGGACAGAUGCUGGUCGCCACCGGCUGGACUGCAACACUGGCUACAAAUGACUCAUGAAAUCGAGAACAAAGCGUAUACGAACAAGAAGAUAGCAGCUGAGAAACAACUGCAACAAGCGCGGGAAGCGUGCGAGAAAUUGCGAAAGAAACGUUCCAGCCUAGUUGGUGCCUUUGUUUCGACUCAUGGAAAGUCGAUUGACGAGGUUGAUAAGAGCAUCGUUGAAGCGAGGACUGCACUGAACGAGGUGACGAACGAACUGAAAGAAAGGGUGCAUCGUUGGAAGCAGAUCGAACUGCUGUGUGGUUUCAAUAUAAUCAACAAUAACGGCUUGAGCUAUCUAGAAACCGUCUUGUACAGGGGGACGCCUAACGGCAGGGGCCUUGGACUCAGAGGACGACUCAGUAGUCAGGAUGAUUUAGACGACGAGGCAAGUUCAGUGUACGCGUCGUCGUCAAUCAGUGCAAUCGCUGCAGGUGUUUUGGAGAGUUCAACGUGGAAGGAGUCAUCGGCACCGCCCGGUGGACGAUUUGGAAACGAGCUGUCCGAUUCUUCGAGCAGUGAAGCGGAGAAAGAAUCGCACGGAAUCGUCCACUUUGUUCUGGGCGACGGACCAGAAGAGCCUGCUGCAGCCUGUGGAAAGACUGUUCCAUGCAAAGACAAGUCCGGUAUCGUGCGUUCUUACAGCCAGGACACGAAUAUGCUGUUUAACGAGGAUAGGACCACUUUUCUGCCAAAAACAUCGUAUUCGGAGAACUCACUCGACGUUUCGGACACAUCGAAUCGUCCUGCUUUGACUGCAGCUUUGACAACGACGACGACGACGACGACAACGAGAGACGUGAAGAAACCGCUUCGAGAAUUGCCUACGGUAAUGUCAGUCGAUGACGAGACGCUCUCAACCGAUUCCAAUUCCACCGCUGACAACGAUGAGCUUAAACGAAGGCGCAGAAAGUUACACUUUCCAGCCUUUAGGAAGAACAAAGCUAAAGUUACGUGAUAUCCGCUAGUCACAUAAUCUCUCUCGUUUGUUACUUAAUUUCUCUAUCUGUUACAAUUAGUUACAAUCGCAAUGUGCACUUAAGGAUUAUUUUAUCAGUAAUUAAAAAUUAUUAUUAGUUGGUGUUAUUUACGUAACAUGCGCGUACACACACACACCUCUCUCUCUUUCUCUCUCUCGGUUUUCUUCCUCCACGCGUAUAGACGGAAAUGUAAUGAUCGGUCAGGAUGUUGUCCCAGUGUUCCUUCUACUUUGCCAAAUUUGCCUACGUGUAAGAUAGCAAUGAAAUAUGAAUCGGCGGAUACAUAGAGGCAUCCGAUCUAGAUAGAGUUUUACGAAUCGCAACGUUGAAAGUUCUAUAUUUAUAACAAUAUUUAUAUAUAAAUAUAUUUUUCUCUUCUGUACGUAUGUACUUUGGCGGACUAAACGUUUUCAAGUGACAAACUUUAUAAAGUAAGACUUUUCACGAUGACACUAGAGUAUUAUAGAAUUAUCGUCAGCGUGAUCUCUUUUCUUUUACGGCUACGUAAUUCCGAUUAGAUUUAGUCGUCGUUUGGCUAUCGGGCUGGGCGGAAAUUUAAUGCUGAAAUUAAUUUCGUCUAUACGUUACUUCCGCGUAUCGAGUUACGUAUAAUGAUACACCGAACUACAUCGCGCGACAAGAAUUAUUCUCGUGAAAUGAUCCAAUUUAUCAUUGUUAACUUUCGUACCGUCCGUAUAUACUGGCAAUAAGUGUGAGUUACUUUGGCACUUUGGCAAAGCGAAAACGUUACGAAUUUUAUACAUUUGUACGACGUGUAUUUUUGUAAGUAGAUUGUAAAAUAUCGUAUGCGAUCUUGAUGCGCGCGAGCGUUCAAGAUCGCAGCUGUCGCCAUGAAAUCUUCUCUGCACUUGGCAGAAAAAUAUUCUAACGAGAGUAUUGUUGGGAUUCCUUUCUACUUGCGAAUCCCUCAAACUCUCUCUCUCUAGCAAUCAAAGUAAUCGUUUGCGAUGCGAACUUUUGAAACUCUACAAAAUUGUAAAUAACAUGAAAUAUUCACUUGACAAACUUUCACGCAUAUACCCGACAACUGCAGUCAUGUGCACAAUUUUCAACAAUUUGCGAAUUUCAGUCUCAGGACGAGAAAAAUUUUAAUUAAAAUGUUAUUUAAUUUGCUUUUUCUUUUCUCCCUCCGCCAUUGGUAUUAUACUCAACUCUGAAUCGAGUGGGAUCUAUAGGUACCUUAUGGGGCUUGUAUAUUUUUUCACCACUACUUCAUAUUUGCGAACACAUACCCAACAUACACCUAAAUGAAAUUACGUAACAGCUUUCCAAGCAUGUUUGUUUGCAGAUAAUAUUGGUUACUUUAUUUUAAAUCGUUUAUGUUAUCGUUAAUAAUUGAAAGCCUCUUCGAUGUUUUUUGUUUUUGUAGUAUACUUAAAUACGCUCAAGUCAGUCGCAUUUCUGUGUUGUCAUUAUAUCGACCGGCAUUAUAUCAUAAAUCUUUAUGAACGAAAUUAUCUCGAUACUUCGAGUGAUUUCGGUAAAGAAUGUACAAGUCUCGUGACCAGGUUGACACAUUUAAAUCACCAGAUUCAAAGACCCGAAUCAUUUUUUAUGGACACUCGUUACCCUUUUAUAAAUAAACGAUACAGGAGAACAAAGUGUGUCAACUUUGCCACAAUAUAGGAUUUUCGUAAAUAUAAAUAAGAGUAAAAAUGGUUGCUAACUCCCCCGGAUAAUGUUCUUCCUUGACUUGGAAGAUUUUUCAAGCAACGAGUUUCUAUUUACAAAGGACAGUUUCUAAGGCUAUGUAUCCUGCUAUGUGUUAUUUUUUAGACAAACGAUAGAUCUGAGACCUUUGCUACCCGCUAGUUAAGCAAAUAUGAGAUCGUUAUUUCAAGGGUUUGUUCCGCUCUUCCGCGUCACGCAAAUCUCGUAGAAACGUGAAAGUUGAAUAUAUUUUAGACAAGGAAUAGACAUUUUUAAUUGAUCGUAUUUUAAAUUAUUAUUAUUAUAUUCUUAGAGUACACAAUAUAUAUAUAUAUAUAUAUAUAUAUAUAUAUAUAUAUCGCGAUGUCGCGUGCGAAUGCAGCGUCUGUAAUGUAAAUGCGAAAUUUUACAAAAAUAAAUAAAUAAUGUUGAAACAAA